AUGGAUCGGAGGUCCCGGGCUCAGCAGUGGCGCCGAGCUCGUCAUAAUUACAACGACCUCUGCCCACCCAUCGGCCGCCGAGCGGCCACCGCGCUCCUCUGGCUCUCCUGCUCCAUCGCGCUGCUCCGCGCCCUCGCCACCUCCAACGCCCGCGCCCAGCAGCGCGCCGCCAACCAGCACCGGAGCUACAACGCCCACCACCGCCCCGCCGCCCAGGUGUUCCCCGAGCCCGAGUCCCCUGAGUCCCCUGAGUCUGACCACGAGGAGGCCGAGCUCGACCUGUCCAUCCCCGAGUGCAUAGAGUACGAGGCCGAGUUCGACUACGAGACCGAGACCGAGACCGAGACCGAGUCCGACUUGGAGACCGAGCCCGAGACCGCCCCCACUACUGAGCCUGAGACCGAGCCGGAGGACGAGCGCGGCCCCGCGCUGCCCAAGCGCCCCACCUUCGGCCAGUCUCUCACUGAGCGUCUGCGUGCUCUCAGGUUGCGGAGCCCCGACGCCUCCCCGAGUCGCUCGCAGCCCAGCGCCCAGGAGCCCCCCAGCCCCACCAAGGGGGAGGAGCCCAAGCCUCAAGAGAAGGAUCCUCGAGACCCCGAGGAGGCCAAGGAGAAGAGGAGGCAGCGCCGCUGCAAGCCCAGAAAGUCCGUCCGCCGCGACCCGUCGCCGGAGUCCCCUUCCAAGAAGGGGCCCAUCCCCAUCCGCCGCCACUAA
This is a messenger RNA of Elephantulus edwardii (Cape elephant shrew), 714 nucleotides long. It is a transcript of the gene GNAS, whose product is annotated as GNAS complex locus. Bases 1 to 714 code for a protein of 237 amino acids. Lineage: Eukaryota; Metazoa; Chordata; Mammalia; Macroscelidea; Macroscelididae. Gene Ontology annotation, biological process: response to parathyroid hormone. The transcript has a single exon. The record is from RefSeq and is a predicted model, not a curated record.